AUGGUCAAGGUCGUACAUGGUCAAGUACGGCACGUUGACCUUGACCUGCUGGUAGAUCCAGCCCCUGAACUCGGCCGCCAACAUGCUGUCGACACCGACGUCGCUCAGUGGGCGCAAAAGAUCCAACCUGUCCCGCGGGACCAGGACCAGGUUGGAAAACUUGUCCGCGAUCAGCUCCAACGCCUGCGCGGCGACCUCCCCGACAGCGCCCGCGGCCACCGCGCGCGCCAGUCCCGCCGGCAGGCCUCCGCCGCUGGCAGACGUACCGCCGCCGCCUACGCCGGCGCCUCCACCUCCAGACUCGUUCUCGUCGGCGGCGAGCGCGGCGGCCAGGAGGCUCGCGCGCGGGUCGCCCAGCACCGGGCUGGACACGUCGAAGCCCUGGGCGCGCAGCUCGCGCACGCCAAUGGGCUCGAGGCCCGUGAGGGUGUGGGCGAGCGCGUGGUCGGUGGCGCCCCAGGCCGACAAGGAAGCGCCCCGGCCACCCGCUGCCGACCUCCACAGGGAGAUGUCGAUCAUGUUCAGCAUCUCGUCCUCGCCGAUGGCCUGGAUGCCCUUGCGCAGCAGCAUGGCCUCGAUCUCGGGGUUCUCGUGCAGGUAGCCGACCUCGGAGAUCAUGCCGAGCCCGACCGAGGUGGCGGGCAGACCCAGGGCGCGACGGUAGCGGGCAAACACGUCGAGGAAGUAGUUGGCGGCGCAGUAGUUGCUCUCGGUGGCGGUGCCGACGCUGCCGGACACGGACGACGUCACGAGGAAGAAGUCGAGGGCGGCGUCGCGGCCGCGCAGCGCGGCGUGCAGGUUCAGCGACCCCCGGACCUUGGGCGCCAGGCCCUUGCGCCAGUACGCGGCCGGCAUGGCCGUGAAGAGCGCCUCGUCCAGGCCCAUGGCCGCCUGCACGACGCCGCCGAUGGGGCCCGCGGCUGCCGAGGCGGCCACGGCGCGCUCCACGUCCGCCGCGUCGGCCACGUCGCCGCGCACCACCGUGACGCUGCCGCCGCUCAGCUCCAGGUCCUGCACCAGCCGCGCCGCCGCCUCGCGGUCCGUGCCGCUGCGCCCGAGGAACACGAACCUGCGCGCCCCGCGCGACAGCAUCCACCGCGACAUGCUCCGCCCCAGCCCGCCCAGGCAGCCCACCAGGAGGUAGCUCUUGUCCGGGCUGAAGACGGUGUGGUAGCUGGCCGCCGCCACGCGCACGGGGGAGCUGUCGCCGAACGAGACCGACACCACGCCUCGACCGACCGGGGGGCUGGUGUUCUUGGCGCCGGUGGCGGCGAGGGCGCGGAACGCAUCGGCCAGGUUGCCCACGUCAAAAAGGCGCGGCCGGAUGCCCGGCAGACCUUGAACUGCCCGCCGCGUGUUGUGGAGGGCGACGAGGGCGACGAGGGCGAGGCCGUGAACAGCGUGCUGACGUCAAAUGUCGACAGGGCAACGUUCCUCCGCAGGAUGGCAGGAUCGGUGGCCACGAGCUCGCCUAGCACCGUGCCGCGCCCGACGUGGACGAUGCGGGCGUUGUCGGCACAAACGGCCGCGACGUUGGAAACUGGCCAACGCCUCGUCGCCGGCCUUGACCAGCAUGACUUGUGGCUCGGGCAGUCCGAGGUCGUCACUUAUCGAGGAGCGUUGUUCUUGUCUCGUCGCGUCAUCGUCGCCGUCAUCGUCAACCACCACAACGGCAAGGACGUUGGCCCCGAGGGCCCGGGCGAUGUGCACGGCGGCAGGGCCAGAUAUAUCGCGGCCCUGGGCGUCGGCGUCGCGGUAGCAGACGAGCAGAGUCUCGCCCGGUUGGAGGCGGGCACGGUCGCGCAGCGCGUGCAGGGCGGUGCACGCGGGCACUGGGAUGCUGGCCAUGGUGGCAGGGACGUGGUCGUCGACGACCAGGCUGUCCACGGCGGAUCCGACACGGAUGAUCCUGCCCACAUACUGCGAGGUCACGGCCUGGGGUUGCGUGUCGCCGUCGCCGUCCCACAUCUCGCCUGUCAUGGCGCGGAGGUCCCGGGCGUGAAGGCCCACAGCCAAUAUCCUGACCUGGACCUCGUGCUCGUUGAGAUCGUCGUCGAUGCCUUUGUGUGCGAUAUCUCGGGUAAAAACAAAAGCAUCCGACAUGCUGGCCGCCACAGGCCCGUUCAAGCUCAGGCGGCAGGGGUGAGCCUCGCCCAGCCUCAUCUGGAGCGUCUCGGCGGCGUUGGGCUGCCUCUGCCGGAACGUCGAGUUCAUGGAAUCGUCGGGCACGAACCGGCUGACCUGCAGAGCGCCACCUGCCGUGCCGUCUUGCACAAACUCAAAGUCGGGCUCCGGGUCGUCGAGCAGCGCCUGCUUCGCUACGCCGACGACCUGCUUCGCGAUGGUCUGGGCCGCCACAGACUCGCCGUCGACGCCGACGACAAAGAACCGCAGGGACGGCUGCUCCAUCAUGAGGGCGCGCGACAGCCCAAAGACCACGGCCUGCUCCGGCCGCGUGCCGUCGGCCAGGCCACCGCCCGUCACCCAGAUCAGGUUGCUGCAGUUGUCAGUGAGGGUCUUGAUCUGGGCAAAGUCACCGUCUUGGACGUCGGCGAGGAGGGCGUCUUGGAGCUCCACGGUGGCGAUGACGGUGGCGUGGGCGGCCGCCAGCUCCGGUGUCACCUUGUCGAGGGUCACGCGCACGGCGGGUUUCUUGGUCAGCUCGGCGAUGUGGAGAGCGAGCUCGCCGUUUAG
This is a messenger RNA of Pyricularia pennisetigena, 2694 nucleotides long. RefSeq lists its product as uncharacterized. The record is from RefSeq and is a predicted model, not a curated record. The transcript is spliced from 5 exons. The coding region runs from base 1 to 2694 and encodes 897 amino acids. NCBI's taxonomy places the organism in Eukaryota, Fungi, Ascomycota, Sordariomycetes, Magnaporthales, Pyriculariaceae.